GGAAAAGUUAUUUCCCUUUGUUCAGACCAUGCCAUUUGUAAUGUGUUAUUUCGCAGCACGGAUUUGAAUAAUAUUGUAAUUUGAAAGAGCCGUUGCAUGUACUGGUGAUGGCAGAGCAUACAGUGACAGAGGUCCUGGACCCCUCUCUUGUGAUAUCAGCCCUACAGAUCCUUACUACAGCCAGUGCAGGAGGCCACAGCAGCAGUAGAGACUUGAAUGCUGCAUUGAAGUUAGAUGAAAUUUUGUUAGCCAACGUUGUUAAACUGGAAUCGGUUUUGAAAUCAGAUGCCAGCUUCAAGAAGUUACUUAUUUGGUGGAAUUCUGAUACAGCUGUAGUUAUUCCCCCUGAAUGCUCUUCAAGAUGGAGAUACGUUUUGUACUGCUUGAAGACUCUUCACCUCCUUCAGGUAUCUAUAUGUGGAAGCCUAGAUGCCUACAAUAAAACUGCAACUUCAGAAGUAAAAGAAAUAAAAGCUCCAAAGAUGACACCAGACACGUUGAGCUUUAAUGAACAAAAGUUGGUCAAAGGAGCUACACAAUUUAUUGUUUGUUUAGGUAUUUGUCCAUGUUUGCAUAAAGGUGUAGGUAUACCAUUAGAACUAAGGUCUGGAUUCUGUGCUCUUGUAAAAAUGGCUGAAGAUAAGGAAACCAUUUCAGAACAGGAGAGAAAUGUCCAAUUAUUCUGCUGUAUGAAAGUAUUGAUGUCAUGUGUGACAAACCCAGCUCUAGGCACAUUGAUACUAACACAACAUCUGGUUGAUAUUUUAGCAGCUUUAUUUCAGCUGGCACACAUAGGAAAGCAACGGGACCUACAUAAAUCGAAUAUUUCAAGUGAGUCAUCUGAGAAUGGACAAGGGGCAGAUAACUCACAAGUAGAAAAGUCUAAAGAAAAUGUAAGAGAAGAAGAAUCAUUUCAGAACAUGAAUCCUGCAACAAUUGUUGACUUUGUUAGAGCACAAUUUGAUGAAAGCAAGAUGAUGAUGAUAAAUAAAAUUGCUGAAAAAGAUCAUGAAAGGUCUAAAACAGAUAAUGGUGCAGAUACAAAAGGAAAAUCUGAAGAGAUAGUUGAUAAAAUAGAUUUUAAGUAUUGUGAAAAAUGUCUAGAAGAUUUGCUGGUAAAAGUUUAUCCACCAUUACUAGUGAAGACACUGAUGCUGCUGCAAGGGGGGCCUAAAACUAAGGCACCACAAUGUCAGAAUGCACCAGUAUUACAACAAGCCCCAAAGUGGUUGAGACAAGAGUGUGGGAGAAGACUGACAGCUGUAAUGAUGAUGCCCAAAGGCGUGCAAAGUGUUCUCAGGGGGAUGUUAGAUGCCCCAGGGAUGGGAAAAGGUAUGACGGAAGCUAAUGAUUGGAGGAAAUGUGAUGCUGUUGCCAAGGUGAUCGCAUGUUGCCCAGUACAGUCACUGUCUAUAGAGGAAUAUUACAGAAAAGUAGCUCCACAGAUACUGGAACUAUUGCAUAUACAGGAUAGACAGGUGUGUCGCCAGUUUCUUCGAGUUGCAUGUAGCACGAUAUCUAGUAUGGCUUCCCAACAGCCCGAUUUGACACAGAAAUGCUUGAUUCAGCCUAUGUUGAAGCCACUAACGAAGUGUCUGGAUAGAGAAGGUACUGAUGUUGCUAUGACAACCAGUGGCAUUACUGUUGUAGAGGAGACACAGUUUACUCAGUGUUUAGAGGAUUGUCAUAAGGUUUUUGUGUUUGGGUGUGUGGAUAAUCCACAGUUGGUUACACAUCUACAACCUGUGAUUCUCACUCUGUAUGAAUUAUUUGUCUUCAUGAAACCAGGGAUAUCUGCACUUAAGGCAACUUGCCAGGAAUUGAUAGUGACCUUCUUGAAAAAUGCAGACAUACAAGUGACCUUGACUUGUUUACAGUUGAUGGCUUUCCAGCAGACAACAUCUCAUAAUGAGGCUGCGUUUCCCAGAAUGCAUCACUGUUUGAAAUUUGUUAAUGGCAAUAAUGGUGGAGUUGUUGUCCAAACAGAUUUUAAUGAAAGUGUGAGUGAUAGUAGUCAGGAUAUGAAUGUGGAGUGUAUUGUUGCACUCCUGAAAGAUCUGCAGAACACCAGUGUUCCAGGGGAGUUUCUUGUCUUCAUGUUAAAGGAGCUAACACAGUUCAUUCAGACUGAAGUGGAAGGGGAAGAAAGUGCUGUUCAAGAUCAAGCCUCUACAAGAUCUCAGGGUGAUCAAGCAUUGCUUGACAUUGAGCAGAGGAACCAGACUAAAAUAGACCAGUUCUACAGGAAGUUAACUUUGUUGAAUAUCCUAGCAGCAGUCUGUGAAACUCUAGGACCAGACUGUAUCAAGAAUGCAAAGCAUACUCUUGAAUUUGUGAAGGCAACACUGGAGCGAGGUGUACAGAUAUGUAAUAGAACAGAGGAUAUGGUGUUUGAAGCAUUUGAGAAUGAAACAGUAACUAUGGCAAUGGGUCUUCUAACUGCACUCUUAACCGGGGCAUUCCAGUUAACAAGUGAAGAUAGAAAAGCCAUGCAGGAGUUACUGCCCUUGCUGCAGGAAAUUAGUUCAGAACACCCAGAAUCCUCGGUACAGGAAAUGGCAACAGAUAUAAGGAUUGCCAUAGCAACACAUGGUGCUGUCUGGUCAGAAAUGAGUAAAGAGAAAGGCCAGAAUUUUGAGGAAAUAUCUCGAAAGAUAAAUGAAGAAAAGAAGAAAGUAAAAAAGCCACUGGAUAAGACAGCACAGAAAAUAGAAAUCAUAUCAGAGAACAAGAUUCCAAAACCAGAAGCAGAUCACUCUAGAAAUGUCAGUGACAAAACAGACAACGAUUUUAAAGCAGAAAGAAUUGCUUCAAAUGAACAGAAGCCUUUAAGUGAGAGAGGUCCUAAUGAAACAAACAAGAAACUUGAUGUAGAGGUAUCCACAGACAGAAAGCAGGAGUUGCAGAGGUUGGAAAAACUACUUCCUUCUUCUGACAGUAAGAAACCAUUUGCUAACCAAGGUGAUGAUGGUGAUGUUAAAUCUGAACUGGACUUGGCAUUCAAGGAACUGUGUGAUACAUUGAUACCUGUUCGAGGCCAUGGGCUUAUUAGACUUACACAUCUUGUUCAGAAUAGGGAUGUAGAAGUAAAGAAGAGGCAUGCAGCUGUACUUAAAAUAUUUGAAGAAAACUUGGAUCAUGGAGAUUCAUACAUCUACCUGUCAGCUGUAAACGGUUUGGCAGCAAUGUGUGAUAUGUACCCAGACUUGGUUGUUCCCAUGGUGUGUAAACAGUUUGCAGACUUUAACAAGUCUGAGAGGCCUAAUGACAAUAAGAAACGGUCCCCAGAACUGAGAAUGAAGCUUGGUGAAGUCAUGGUGAAAGCAUCAAGAUGUUUAGGUGACACAAUUCCGAAGUAUCGAGACUUACUUCUAUCCAGCAUUAUGACAGGUGUUAGAGAUGAGGAAGCAUUUAUACGGGCAAGCAGCCUUUCAAACCUUGGAGAAAUGUGUAAAAUGUUGAAGUUUUCCUUAGGAAACAUUAUACAUGAGGUGUUUGAGUGCUGUAGCAGUACACUGAAACAUGACAAGGAUGUGGAAGUGAGGAAAGCAGCAGCCCAGGCAUUGACAUUAUUGUUACAGGGCACAGGUCAACAGGUGUUCAAGAUUCUGGACACUGUUCUUAAGGACCUUUAUCGCCUAUUGAAGCACGUGAUGCAAGUUGAGAAGGAAGAAGGAGUCAAGUUACACGUGCAUCUCGCACUUAAUGAACUAGAUGAUCUGAUGAAAGAACAUUUGUUUCCUAAACAAAAGUUAGAAAAGAAAAUUAAAGUUUUAGAUUUUGACUGAUAUUGUUUAUGAAUUAAGGAGGCAUCGAAAUAAAAACUUCAAAUGAA
Mercenaria mercenaria is the source of this 3835-nucleotide messenger RNA. RefSeq names its product transport and Golgi organization protein 6 homolog. Lineage: Eukaryota; Metazoa; Mollusca; Bivalvia; Venerida; Veneridae. The record is from RefSeq and is a predicted model, not a curated record. Gene Ontology annotation, biological process: protein secretion.